AUGUAUCUUACAAAUGUCUGGAGAGAGAGACCGAUGCGGAGACACAACCAGAGGAAUGCUAUUCACAGCAAUCGACAGUCCGAUCGAAAAGUGAUGUCCCGUUUGUGUGAUUACACCAGAAAUCUCUUCAGACAAAGAAGGCAGAGGAGGAAUGAAGACAUCCACAAGAAUGCCAUUGAAAGCAAUCCACAGACUAAAGCGAUAGCAAAGGAUUCAAUGGAUAGAUAUGACGACAAUGUGUGCCAACUAUUGCUGUCGUAUUUGCCGUUUGAGGAUCGGUUCCGAUACGAAGGAGUGUCGAAACAGUGGCAACGAGUGCUAUACGAGACCAUCGAUGAGAUCGUUGUCGACCACCAAAUGGUGAGCACAAUGAUUGCCACCGAAACCGCAAAAUACAAGAUAUUUUUUGUGAAACCAAACGGCGAGUUCUUCAUGACAUCAAUGCUUAAUAAGUGUCCAAACAUUAAAAGCAUUGAUAUUCGCAGCGAUGCCGACGCGACUCGAGUUGUGUUCAAAUUGAUGUUUGGAUUGAAGAGAAAUUAUCCCAAUUUACGGGAAAUUCAAUUCAAAAACCAAGAGUUGGACCCGAUUUGGACGAAAUGGGUGUUCACAGUGUUUGGCCCAAUGAUCACUCGAAUGGUCAUCAAUCCAAAGUGCGAUCACAUCAAGUAUAUCAAUGAGUGCCCAAAAUUGACAACACUUUCGACCACUUUUCUGGAUCUAAUGUUUUCACCGGACGGCCAGUUAUUGACGAAGAAUCUCAAGGCUUUGACCACUAAUUUGGAGGUUUCGAUUUCGGACGAAAGGUUUUCGACUUUUAUGGAUCACAAUCUGUCUCUUCAGCUGCUAGUCAUCCGAAUUGAUGGCAUCAUUGGAUCGGCAAAUACUGUCCGCAAAAUGAUGGCACAGUUGUCUCGUUUAUCACAACUAAAAACAUUUGCCGUUCACAUCAAUGACACCCAUUCUUUGGGGUAUUCUCUGUGCGAUUCGCUUAAGACAAUUGGCCAAAUGUGCGGACAAUUAAAGGCAUUUCAAUUCAAAUGCAUUCAAUACAGCGAAUACAGGACUGAAAUACUCAAAAGCAUUGAGUUUAUGCCACAUUUAAAGCAAUUGUAUUUUAAUGGCAGUCCUUUUUAUAUCACCGAAAGCGAGGGUAUGUUUGAGUCGAUGAAAGGAUGGCCACAAUUACAUCAUUUGCAUCUCUAUUCACUUGAUAUUAAUUACCAAUUGUUUCAACAAAUUGAGACAAAUCUACCAAAACUACAACGACUGGCGAUAUGUGAUCGAAAGGGACGCAUAAACAGCAAAUGUUUGGAGAGUUUGGCCACACUUUCACACCUCAAGAGUCUGUAUAUCACAAACACCACCGAAAAGUUACGUAAUAUGAGAUCCGGUUUGACUGCAAUCACAAAAAAGUGCCGUAAAUUGAGUUCAAUUCAGAUCAGAGACACAAAUGGAGAACUCAUUUACUACUAUUCUUAA
Molecule: messenger RNA, 1482 nt
Organism: Medioppia subpectinata
Lineage: Eukaryota; Metazoa; Arthropoda; Arachnida; Sarcoptiformes; Oppiidae
Source: the annotation of a GenBank genome assembly